Arabidopsis arenosa is the source of this 1587-nucleotide messenger RNA. The record is from the annotation of a GenBank genome assembly. Lineage: Eukaryota; Viridiplantae; Streptophyta; Magnoliopsida; Brassicales; Brassicaceae.
CGGAGUUCCAAAAAUCAAGCGCCAAACAAGAACUCAAAUGGUUCUUUUUCUAGGAGAGAACCUGCACCAUCUGUUAACCUGAAUUUUCAGUGGGAUUCUUCAUCAAGAAUGGGUGGUUCUAACAGCCGAAAUGCCACAAAUGAAGCGGCGAAUGUAGUUCAGCAAGCACAAGAUAAACUGAAAAGAGGGUUUGUGGAGACGCAAGAAAGGGAUGCGGCUAGAGGAUUUACAUUGAAGAGGCAGAAGACUGAUGAUUCCCAUAUGCGUGGUCCAUCUGCAGGCAAGUCGUCGAAUCAAAUAGGUGCAAGCUGGUCCAGUACUUCUAAUGCUGCCAAUGAAAAUACUGAAUCGCCCAACACCAUAGGCUCUCGUCAUCCUUAUGUACAAGCAUUGUUACGUUCUGAUAUAAAAAAAGCUCUUAUAGACAGAGGCCAGUCAGAGAUUUUUAAGAGACUUCCGAAGAUGAUCGCUGAAACGGAAGGGAAGGUGAACGCAACUGAAGGGGAGAAGAACAGUAUGAAGGCAACGAGCAAGAUGAGUAGCAAGGCGAAUGAGGUUGAAAGGAGCAAGAUAAGUAGCACCGCGAAUGAGGUUGAAAGGCCAGUUGAGGUUGAAAGGCCAGUUGAGGUUGAAAGGUCAGUUGAGGUUGACAGGUCAGUUGAGGUAACUCCUCGUGAUUCAGAUGAAGAGAUGGAUGAUGUAGUGAAGGAAAUCGUUGUUCCAGAUUCAGACUUUCACAACUUUGAUCUUGACCGAUCUGAAAGUUCUUUUAAAGAUGACCAGAUUUGGGCUGCUUAUGACGAUGACGAUGGAAUGCCUCGGUUUUACGCCCGCAUCCAAAAGGUGAUUUCUGUGAAUCCCUUUAAGAUGAAAAUCAGCUGGCUCAAUUCCAAAAGCACCAGUGAAUUUGGUCCUAUAGACUGGAUGGGUGCUGGUUUUGCUAAAACAUGUGGGGAUUUUAGGUGUGGGAGAUAUGAAUCUACAGAUACACUAAAUGCCUUUUCUCACAGUGUCGAUUUUACCAAAGGUGCAAGAGGACUCCUCCAUAUUCUUCCCAAAAAGGGACAAGUUUGGGCAUUGUAUCGAAAUUGGUCCCCUGAGUGGGACAAGAAUACCCCUGACGAAGUUAAACACAAGUACGAGAUGGUGGAAGUUCUUGAUGACUAUACAGAAGACAAUCAGAGUUUAACCGUGGCUCUCUUAGUCAAAGCUGAAGGAUUCAGGGUAGUUUUCCGCAGAAGCACAGACAGACUUGGUGUGAGGAAGAUUGCAAAGGAAGAAAUGCUUAGAUUCUCCCACCAGGUACCUCAUUACAUUCUUACAGGGAAAGAAGCUGAUAACGCACCAGAAGGUUAUCUGGAACUAGACCCGGCGGCAACUCCUUGUGCAUUCUCUUCAGAGAACGCAGAGGCGAAUGAGAAAAGCGAAGCUGUAGAAGAGAAGAGCCCUGUCCCAGAGGAAGAAGUGGGUAUGGAUCAAGAUUAGUGGGUAUGAAGCUAGUAGCAGUCAGUACAGUUGUACAAUGGAGGAAGAAACAUAUCAUAUGGAAUCAUUAGGGUACAGGACUAAUCAAGGUCAGGUCUGAUC